Oikopleura dioica is the source of this 5298-nucleotide messenger RNA. Lineage: Eukaryota; Metazoa; Chordata; Appendicularia; Copelata; Oikopleuridae. The record is from the annotation of a GenBank genome assembly.
AUGUCGGAAAAGCGCAAGAAGACGAAAACGAAGGAAGGUGGGCCCAGAAGAUCUAGUGGCCCACCUGAGUCUCUUAUUGACAACGAUAUGGACUCAGAUCGCAUGAGUAUAUCCUCGACAUCUUCGAGAAAGAGCCAGCGAGAGCAGCAAAUCCGAUCGGCCAGGAAGCUCAAGAUGAAGAAAAAUGCUAUUCGCAAAUCAAAUCGCCACAUCGCAAAGUACGACCCUGAAAGUGCAAUGACUUCUACUGUCCCAAGUGACGAGGAACCCCCACCAGCCAAGAAACCUAGAAGACGAAUCCGUCGAAUUUCUGAAAGAAGCCGACGAACUAUUACUGCCAAACUUCCUCCCUGUUAUGGACCAGACUGUGACCAAGAGAUAGAUCGAAACAACGAAGAACAAGGAGCCACUGAUGAUCGCGAACUUCGCAAAUUACGAAAACUUUUCUGGUCAAAGACUGGCAAAGGGGCUGGGCGACCUCGUAAACUAAAGAAUAAGCAGCCGGACGGACGGUCCCAAAGCCAGCGUCGGAGAUGUACACUAGAACCAAGUCAAAAUGUAAAGGAAAACAUGAAGAACUUCUGGCGCGAGAUCUAUGUCUUCGACUAUUCAAAUGGAGACAAGAGGCGGACUGCGCAAGUUCGAAGCGCGGAUUUCGAUGAUUUCUUCAGAAAGAAGCGAUUCAGUGAAUCCUUUGGACCGCAUGCUCAAUUCAAAGAGCUAGCAGCUAUGGUUUCGAUACCGAAUGAGCAUCGGCCGUUCGCGAUCCAGAGGAAGAAAUUCGGUCGCAUUUUGAAAAUCGACUACGACGAUGAAGACUAUUCGACCGAUGCUACAGACAUUGACCCGACCUCGCCUUCUCAUGAUAUGGAAGUGGCGACUCCUCCACUCACGCCUUCUUCUCGAAGCAGGUCGAAUACCUCAGCCAGCGAACGGCCUAGUUUUGACGAGACAAAAAGCUCAUCGGGUCUCGAUAUUUCACAGCUCGCCUCGCGAUUUAACGAUCUUGAGACCGAAACUCAAAUGACCAAGUCGCAAAAUGAGAGCUUGGAAGCAACACCUAGAACAAUCAGCCGCUUUAGCUCGUACAUGAGCGAACCUGCCUGCAUUCCUCGUCACGACAUGUUCAUUUAUGAGAUUCUCAACACACAACUUAAUGCUCUUUGGAUCGAAGAGACAUUCGAAAGUCUUGGCGAGCUGAAAACGCUCUUCCCUCAUGAAAAGUGUUUUCUCGAAGAAGUCCAUGAUCCACGAAAUGAUACGACCCAACUAAAGUCAUUCUUGAAAGAAGAAGCAAAAGCGCUUUCUUGGAUGAACAUCGCCACUGGAUUCAUGACUAUCUUCGAGCGUCACGUAUCCAAAGUCAUUGAUUCCUUUCAACCGACGAACCUGACCGAACUUGAAAGCCAGCAAUACGACAUUAGUGGAGGAACGACUGAGAACUUCAAGUACUGGUUGAAAGAGCAGAUAAACAAAAGCGAAAAAGAGGCGAACCCGGAAAGUCCAUUUUGCCAAAGAGUGUUCGUAGAAAGCUUGCAAAAUCAUAUCUCCCGCUUGACGAAAUUGUCGACUACGACUUUGAUGAUGAUGGCCAGCUCUAAUAAUUCGAGUUCUCGCUCCAGAAGUGGAAAAUCUCGUGUGCAAGAACCCUACCGAAUCAUCAAUCAUUCCAUCUUGGAGAAGCUGAUCUCGUUUCUACUCAAAGUCAGGCCUUACUUAGAAGGCCAAGAUGAGCUCCACACCGACCUUGAAAAACUAGUGUCCUCGAAAAACAACAAAAACGGGAUCCCAAACGUCAUGGAUCUCACGCUUGCUGAUGUUUUCGAGCGAAACAUCUCGGUCGAGAUGAAUUCUACUUGGCUGGAAUCGUCGCUUCGAAACAUCAGAAUACGCUAUGUACACAACGAAUUCAACCCAGAUGCCUAUCCCCUGCCAGAAUGGUUGCCAAAUCUCAAUGGUCUUUAUACAUUCCUACUCGUAACACUCGCUCGUUUCCCAAUGACUCUCUGCAAACAUGUGCUCGAGAAGUUCGAGAGCAUCAGUUCUUGCACUGCCGACCAUUCCAAUUUCAUCGCAGAAUUCCACCCCGUCUUCGAUCAGUGUGCCGUCACUAUCUUCUGCAUCGAAACAUUGGCGCUUACCGAACACUCCUCAACCAGCGAUUUGCUUUUCAACACUAUCUACGAAUUGAAAUCAAAUUUCAAAAAGGCCUUGAAAUGUUACUACGACAAGGUUGUUAUUCCUCCUAAAGUUCACCUCUUAUCGAAAGAUUUCGAUCUUCACAAUAUUCUCCAGCGUAUGAACAACAUUUCGCUGUUCGAAUCUGAUGCCGAGUCUCUUGGUCACGUGCUCAAGUUCGAGAUGAAAAGGUUCAAAGAUCUUUCUCGACGAAUGCAUAUCUCAACAAAGCCGCGGAUUAUGGACCUGUUCCAGGAUAAAGCAGUCGUUUUAAUGGAUGUCCUACAAGAAUGGUGCAACGAGAGAAUUAUUAAGACCCAGCUCAAGCAUCUCGAUGACUUUCUCAACAUCACAAACGAGAAAGACUUGAGAAAGCCCCAAAUCACCUUGCCUAAUGGAAUCAGCUUCGAUCGCGUCCCAAGUGAGCCGGAAGACCAAGAAAACUUCAGAGACCGAGUCCAGAAAGAAAUUUUACAACAAAUGCUCCACAACCUUCGAGUUGGCAAGAACACAUUCGUUGAUAACGAAGCCCGAGGUGUCUUUCAAUUUGCGUUUUAUCUCCGAGAAAUCGCCGAAAAAGCGAUUGGUUAUCGAUUGAAAAAGACUGCGGGAAGGGACAUUUCGCAGUACCUGCUCAAUCAGGACUUUUGCAUGGUGAGAGUACUGAAUGACAACGAUUCCGACUUUUGGAUUUUCUGCCACUCGGAAACAAUCGAUCGAUUUGUAAAUGGAAAGAGUACAGUACUAGAAGAGCUGUUUGAUUUGAUGCAACGCGUUGAAACUGUCACUCCGGUUACGAAAGAUCUACUUGUUCGAAUCGACAACACCGUUGACGGAACAAUGUUUCAUGGAGGUCCGAUCGCCAUGAUUCUCGACCAGGAUGAUGAGCCGCGACAUUUUCUGAAAACCACGCGUCGUGCUUUUUCCGAGCUGGAUACAGGCUUCACUGGCUCUACUCAAAUCGCCUCGCCUUAUGCGAAAAAAAGCGCGUUUGAAUUCCCAGAACCAAGGAAAGCAAUGACGAUCGAAAUGGAAAGCCAAAUAAGCGCCAGGGCUAGUCAAGAGAGCGCUACGUCAGAUUGCCUCUUUGACUCGCAACAAACGAUGAACAGCUCUUUCAACGAUUCUCAAGGCACAGAGGCUGGUUACUCGCAGAACAGUCAGGCGACUCAGUCGAUCGAAGGUACCGCGUCAGAGUGGCAUUACGAUGAUGGUAUCUUUAUCUUCCGAAAAUCUGCACUUCCGGACUUGAAAUGGACUGGUAAAAUCUUCGAAAUCAAGCCAGACGCAUAUCGAAUCACGCCAAUCUUCGAUAUCGACAUGCAAGCCGAAUGCGAGCUCUACAUUCUCACGAUAAAUCCAGGAAAUGAGCGAUCUUUUACUCAGGAUUUCAGAGACUACCUUGAGCUGGUCGUAAAACAGACGGGAAUUACCAAAGAUGCCAAGAAUAUGGUCCAGCGUCUUCGCGACUCUGUUUUGAAAACAACGAAGACUGUCCAAAAUGUGAUCAACGAGCAGCUCCGCGUAUUCAGCGAGAUUCAAAAUGCCUUGCUCGAUGUCAAGGACAGGGCUUCCAGCGAAGACGAAAAGUUUUUUCACCAGGAGAAUCUCGACUACCUCGAAAAGGAAUAUCCAAAUGCAAUUCGGCGCCUGUACGAAAGCCUGAACAAUUCAUAUUUCACUGAAAUGAAGAAACUGACGCGAAAGCCAAUCAACGAAUUCAAUUCGAAGCACGCGUUCUAUCAAUCUUAUCAGAAACUGGCGCUGGAAAUCUUCUACGACUGGACGACUUUUGAAACAAAGAAAAUGCGCUCCUAUGCGACAGAGGAGCAGUACAAGUCUAAUCUUCGAACCGGACCAGCGACCUUGGAACACAAACACCUUGAUGACAGCUUCUUGCAAAAGCUCAAGCGCCAGGACGAGCAAAUGUAUCGAGAUCACAUCGACAGGAUUAUGAAAGCGUUCGACAAAAAGAAAGAGACUGGAGAUGGAGCAAAGGCUGUUGAUAACCGCCCAAAGCUCUUGAGCCAAGCUAGCACUGACCUGGGCGGCGAGGGCAAGAAGUCUUUCAGGAAUAGAUGCCGCUUGUCCGCCGUCAAAUUAGACACAGCGAGGACGGAAAAGGAUAGAGAAAAGAAAACUGUUGGGCGCGUUCUUACGGAGUAUUACGAUGAGGACGAAGACUCCGAUGAUGUCCCUGAGAACAACGGAAAGAAGAUCAACUUUGACUUUGUCAUCAUUCGUGACAACAUCGCACAGGGUGCGUUUGGAAAGGUUCACCUUGGAACUCGUCGUGACAACGGUGAUCAAGUUGUCAUCAAGGAAAUAAAGAAGCACAACAAAACCAUCGAGGAGCUGACUCACUAUCUCUACAUAGAAAUUCUGGCGAACGAGCUGCUCCAUCAUAAAAACAUUGUUCUCUACUACGGGCAAUAUUAUGAAGACUCUGACUCGAUUAAAAACGAUCUUCGCACCUUCUUCCUGAUGUUCGAGUACUGCGAAAUGACGCUGGACAAAGAAGCGCGCAACGGGAUUUCGCCGACGAUGAUCAUUGCCUACACGACCCAGCUAAUGGAUGCAGUGGAAUACAUGCACACAAACAGUUGGGUCCACAGAGACAUCAAGCCCUCCAAUGUCUUCCUCAAGCGUCAAGGCCAAUACUACCAUGUCAAACUCGGUGACUUCGGCAGCGCUCAUCAAAUCGCAGACGACUUGAAUGUGCAAACAAACAUCGGAACCCCUGCUCAAGGAGCCAAAGGCUGCACUUUCCACUACGCUGCACCAGAAGUCCAUGAAAAAUCCGGCUAUGGGAGGUCAAGCGACGUUUGGUCGAUCGGCUGCACCGUAUUGGAAAUGAUCACCGGUAAAUUGCCGUGGACGAAAGGAGGCAAGAUUCUCCAGGACAUCUCGAUCCUCUAUCAGCUGCGAGAAAGGAAUGACCCGAUGAAGUAUCACGGCGAAAUCAUGGAAUUCACAGGAUACCCCUUUUUCGCGCAGAAUGCAAAGACCUUCCUCAAAAAAUGCUUCAGCUUCAAUCCCGACGUACGACCUUCUGUCAGCGUUCUGAAAAGACACGCCUUUCUCGACCACGUGGUCACGCUCGACGACCUGGCCUUAUAA